UCUGUCCGCCAGGCCUCCUCUGCCCACCACGAGUUCCAUUCGUCUGAGACCAAGGACGAUGGCUAAUUCCAUCCUGCCGCUUAGCUCCGGGAGCUCAAGGCAGGAUGGUCAUAGCUUUGCAUUUCAAAAAAGUGGAGGCGGGUUGCCCACCAUGCUUAGACGUUUAACAAAGUUCAGAACAAUGGACUUUGAACUUGCCUUCUGGCAACUGACAUAUCUUGUCGUGGCCCCGAGAAGGGUAUACAAGCAGACAUAUCACCACAAACAGACGAAAAACGUAUGGGCCCGGGACGAUCCCGCAAUGAUCGUCUUGAUAUCAUCUUCUCUAGUAGUCGCCGGACUAGCAUGGUCUCUGGUGUACCGUGAAUCUAUGGCGGGUACCAUUUACACCAUCCUCAGGAUGAUUAUGCGCGACUUCAUUCUCGCCUCAGUCAUCAUCGCUUCGCUCCUCCACUUUCUCGCCAACCGCCUACUCGUAUCCUCUGCCUCCUCGCCCGCCAUCGACAACAGAGUCGAAUGGGCAUAUGCAUUCGACGUGGCUGUCAACUCGUUCUUUCCCCUCUUCCUCACGCUGUACGGCGCACUCCUGCCUCUCGCACCUGUCGUCGUGAAGAGCAACUUUGUCUGCCUGUUCAUUGGCAACACGCUCUUUCUCGUUGCUGGAAUACAAUACACCUACGUCACCUACUUGGGCUACGCCGCGUUACCGUUCGUGGCUCGGAGUGAACUGUUCUUAGCACCUCUACUACCGAUCUUUGGAGGAUAUCUAUUGAGUCUGCUAGGGGUCAAUAUCGCUAGAUUAACUCUGGAGCUAUACUUUGGUAAACCAUGGGUAUAGGCAGUGCAUAGAUUGUGACUCGAGCGAGAGCGGUUGCCGAUGGAGCGGCGUGAGCGAGCUGACGAUCAGGUGUGGCUUGGGAUGUCAUUUGACAUCUUGACACGUCUAAAGCCAAAAUAUCACCUCGAGUUGCAGGAUUCUGAGUGGACGACAGAUGAUCCAGCAUCUUUCAUCCGAGUAGCCUUCGCUGCCGGAAACACAAAUGCGCGAUCAGAUUGACGACGUCAGUGAUGAACCAUUUCUCGCCCCAUCUUUUACCCUGAGCCAUGGUAAUUGAUGGAUGGGAUCAGUGUCCCCCAGCAAAUCUCGAGCGUGUGCCUCGGGGGAGCCAGGCUACACACAGCUCCCUCCUGCUCCUGCUCGCUACGCCAGGACCCAUACUGCUUACCCCUAUCGAUGUUCUCUAUACCUUGCUCCCUCCCCAUAUUCGACCCAUGUAUGCCCAAUGCAAGAAGAUGCGCCACACUGCCACCUCAUCAUUUUCAUUAGCGUUUUUCUU
Messenger RNA from Kockovaella imperatae, 1337 nucleotides. RefSeq names its product UNC-50 protein. The transcript is spliced from 8 exons. The coding region runs from base 59 to 838 and encodes 259 amino acids. NCBI's taxonomy places the organism in Eukaryota, Fungi, Basidiomycota, Tremellomycetes, Tremellales, Cuniculitremaceae. The record is from RefSeq and is a predicted model, not a curated record. Gene Ontology annotation, cellular component: Golgi membrane.